Molecule: messenger RNA, 1551 nt
Organism: Caenorhabditis angaria
Lineage: Eukaryota; Metazoa; Nematoda; Chromadorea; Rhabditida; Rhabditidae
Source: the annotation of a GenBank genome assembly
AUGUAUUCUCCAUCAAUAUGUUCAACAUCUUCCGAUGAUUUGGUUAAUUGUCAAAUUUGUUUUCAAUCUUCUCACGGCAAUCAUUUUGGUGUUUAUUCCUGUCGAGCGUGUGCUGCAUUUUUUCGUCGAGCUGUUGUUGGAAGUUAUAAAGAUAUCAAAUGUAGACAAGGUGAUGGAAAAUGUCAUGCAAGAAUGGAUGGAAGAUUUGUAUGCAAAAAAUGCAGAUUGGAUCGAUGCUUUGAAGUUGGAAUGACUGCUGACAGUAUGUUCUAGUUUUGUGUUUCAUUUAUUUUAUUAAAAAAAAUGGAAAAUUUUGCCCCACAUUUUUUCAAAAUAUGUCAAAUUUUUUUUAGAAGUUCAACACGAUCGAGAUCUAAUUUCUUCCACUCAAAGCUUUGUGUUAGCAAGAAAACGGAAAAUGUUAUCCUCAAUUAUUCCACAAUCACUUCAAAGUUUUCUUGGUCGCCCUGUUUUUAUUCUUGCAUGCGAACCUGAUUUAGCAACAUCGGAUCGAACUUAUAUUGAUGUCAAAUUUCUAAUUGAUCACGCAUCAGAUUUAUUAGAGAAUACAGUAGUGAAAAUGCCUGAUUCUUUAAAAUCAAUGAGUGGUUUGCAUAAAUUAUCAUAUGGAUUAGAACAAUCAAGACUACCAAAUGAUGAAAUAAAACUUUGCACAAAAAUUGGAAAAGCCGAAUGUUUACUAUUUUGGGAACACGAAUUUAUCAACUGCGCUAAAUUUUUAGUCUACUGUGAUGAGUUUCAACAACUUCCAAAGAAUCUCAAAAUUCAAUUUUUGAAAUCAGUUUGGUAUACUUGGAUAAGACUAGAGAAAAUCGCGCAAACUGCAGAUAUUCGAAAGAAAUCAGGAGAAAGUACAAAAUGUAUGGUUACAAAUGAGAUCUCGGUUGAUUAUAAAGAUAUUGAACUUGAUAUCACUUGGUUUACAAAUUAUAAAAAAGAACAACUAUCAUAGUAAGUUCAUUACAAUGUUUUUCAAAGAAAAAUCCAAGUUUUUUAUAGUUUUCUUGAUCCAAUGGAAUGUAUGUUUAUUGAAAAUGUUGUUGAACCUUUGCUUGAAUUGGAUCCGAGUGUUCAAGAACUAACUUAUAUGCUAUGUAUUUUAUCAUUUCGAUUUGGAGGAAAACAAAUGGGAGGAGAAAUUGUUAACGUGGCAGAGAAAAUCAUUGAUAAUUUAUCAAACGAUCUACAUAAUCACUAUAUUCUUGAUAUGAAAAUAGUGAAUUAUGCAGGAAGAAUGACAAAAAUGCUGAAGAUUGUCAAAACUGUAGAGGUAAAUUGAAGAAGAAACCAAUGUUCAAGAACAAUUUUUGAAAUCGAACCAAUUUUUGAUGAGACACCAAACCUAUUAGACACCUGUUUUUGAUUACUUUUAGAUAUUUGAUUAUAUCAAAUUUUCAUUCAUAGAUCAGACAUUAAUGUUUUCAGCAUGAUCUCUAUGAACGAAUGGAACGAGCACAACUCGCUAGAAUAUUUGAUAUUUUUGUAAUUGAUUUUUCACACCCAGAAAUGUUUUUUGGAUAUCAACGAUAG